This is a messenger RNA of Spirometra erinaceieuropaei, 2982 nucleotides long. The record is from the annotation of a GenBank genome assembly. Lineage: Eukaryota; Metazoa; Platyhelminthes; Cestoda; Diphyllobothriidea; Diphyllobothriidae.
GCAGGCACUCAUUCGAGCCUGCCUAUAUUACAAGCUGAGCUUUUGGUGGAGCCUUAUUCAGUGGUGGGAGGCGAUCACGGAUUGUUUUUACGGAACUCAGUCAUCCCGUUAUGCCUUACAGACUCUCUCUAGAUCCUAAUCAUCAGCCCUACAGCGGCGCAUGAUAUAGGCAGGGUUUUAUUACCAACAAAGACAAGAGAGACUGGAAUGACCAUUUCCGGCUUAUUAGCCGUCGUCAGCUAGUCCUACCCAACCCCGAAGUGUGGAACACCUGGGGCUCGAACUCGCGACCUGUUAGUUAGGAGUCCAACAGUUCUUACCACUAGACCACGGGCCCGUUAUCCUGUCGGUUUCGAUCGAGAAUGUACAGUGGUAGACGGGACAACGAGCCCGUGGCUCAGUGCUGAGAGUCUUUGAACAUCUAACUAACAGGUCGCGAGUCCGAACCGCGGGUUUUCCACAUUUCGGGGUUGGGCAUGACUGGCUGACGACGGCUAAUAUACCGGAAAUGGUCAUCCCAGUCUCUCUUGUCUUUGUUGGUAAUAACAGAGCCUUAGUCAUCUAGCCUAAAAAACGUCUGAUACCAGUGCCCAUCAUCUGUAUAGUGGAUAUUCAACUUGCUCCUCAUCCAGCCCCUAAUGAGCCCCUCACCAAUAGAAAAAUAGCAGUUCUCAGGUGUGCCAACUCAUGAAAUGUUAAGCGAAAUCCCGAAAUGCAUUUUGGACUCGGAAAGGUUACCAACGCAGCAAAAUCCUAUAAUAAUUUAAUUACUUCAGGAUACCAGCUUUUGAAUGAACUUCUUUCUGGUCGUCUGCCAAAACUACGCUCUGUAAAAAAAUGACUCCCUAAGCAGCAGGAUUUUUUCUCAGUGAUUUUUGAUAUCUUUAUAUAUUCAAGUAGUUCUCAUAGAACUUCAUCUUUUACUCAUUUGGUAGAAAAUUGCGUCUUCUUCAAAUUUUUGUAUUUGUGGGAAGAGCAUAAAUCAGUUUCAGAAACUUUCUAAGUGUGAGACUUUUUAAGACCGUUAAAUGCCCAUUCACCAAACCUCAUGUCUCUGCACUAACCAAAGUUACAAUAUGGCUCGAAUUCACUGCUCUAUUUUAUGAACUCUAUAUGGUUUCCUAUAAAUAACAUAGAGAAAUAUAUGCGUUUUCGUACACGGGAAGGAUACGACUUGUAUUUUGGAAACGCUGAAUGUAAAUGUGACGGCAGAUCGGUUUCAAAAUUAGUCUCGAAUCGGAAGAAGUUUUCGAAAACCGAAAUGCAACCUCCCUUCGAGUUUAAAGUUGUAAGAAGACAUAAGUUUCUACCGAAUGAAUAAAAGCCCGAAUAUUUUUAUGCAUGUUUUCCAUGAAAUAUAAUUAUAUUUUUAAGGGCAUUGAAAAUGAGUGAGAAAAAUUCAUGUUAUUUAGGUAGUCAUUUUCACAGAGUAUAGUUUUUGCGGGCGGCCAGAAGGAAGUUCGCUCAAAAGCUGGCAGCCUGAAGUAACUGAAUUAUGAUGGAAUUAUUCUGCAGGAUGAUUAUUAUCGCAGCCCUAUUUUCGAGUCAAAAAUGCAUUUCAGAUUUUUUGCUAGCAUUUUAUGAGUCAACAAAUAUACAGGUAAUUAACUCCUGUUUCCAAAACUUAGCUAUUAACAUAUCUACAUAGGUUGGACAGCUUUCAUUCCCUUUCUAGGGUGUCCUCGGGUUGUGUAAAUUGAGAAAUGCGGCACUAAAUGCCGUUAACGCACUCGCGGUUUCCAGCCGGCUGGCGUCCGGAUACGGCCAUCUUGCCAUUUGUGAUUUGACUGUGGCUGACAAUUUGCAGUCUGUAAGUUUACGCUUUUUCGUGUGUUUUUUUUUCUACUAGCAAAUGCCUUUUCAACUUACCUUUGCUAGAUGUCCAUCGUCGUUCAUCUGACUAAUGCCAAAAGCCCCACACCUAUUUUCUUCAGAAUUAUAAAGCUGGCCUGCCCUUUAGCCUUCCCAAACAUUAGGAAGUCCCCCUUUGUGUAAAUAAUCUUCCCAUCAUUUUAAAAUGCACUUCCCGAUGCAUUAUGUUCCGUCGUAGAUGUCGCUGUUCGAUCCAUUAGGAAUUUUCUAAUUUGGCUUAGGCUUCCAGCGCACCUUGGGCAGCUCCUCUACAGACUAGGUACGUGUAGCAGUCAGAAUAAGAGCAAUAAUCUAAUAAAUAAUCAAAACCUCGGACCAGAUAUAGCAUCCCACAUUUUUCAACAUGAUCUUGGUCUUGAGUCAUGGUUUACGGGACCACAGUCUAUCAACAAGUGCAUCGACAUCCCCACACCAUAUUUCGUGCUGAGACAUAGGCUAGCCAAGGUAAUUGACCACUCGGGGAGCGCGCAAGCCGGUGAGCCAGAUGGCCGAGCAAUCAUCGCGCCAGCGUCCGACACGGGUGAUGAUAUUUCAGCAAUUAACAACUUGCAUGCCGGCCAUCAAACAAUUAUCGCACCAGCGGGCAGCCAUCCUUGAUGAAGGGGAGCACGGUUAAUUGCUAUAGGGAUGCGGUAGCAUAGCGACUGCGUCCUGUAAAUACUGCGAUUUCCUGUGCACGAGUCACCCUUUUCUGCCACUGUCCCUGAUGAUGGAUUCAAGUGAGAAUCCGAAACGUCAGGCGAAUGAAACCCUUGUUCCAGCGAUCGCUUCUUCUUCUUCUUCUUCUUCUUCUUCUUCUGAUGAUCUCUUCUAUUGUUCAUUUGAAUGAGCUGGAACACCUCCGUGGUCAGAGCUGAACGCUGAUCCAAUUUUAUUGAGGUUUAGACCCACAAAUACCUCUGGAAAUAUGAAUACUUUGACAGCAUUACACUAAAGAACGCCUUCCUAUCACAGCUUGGCGCCCAGUUGGAUAGCAUGAAUCUUCUUGUGGAUGAGAGAUCGGUGGAGUCCGACUCAGAUCCUGCAACAAAUACCUGCGGCAAUCCACCGAAAGCCGGUGGCUCUCAUGAUUCACAGUCUGCUGUCAAUUCUACUUCAUUUAAAAGGUGA